Messenger RNA from Ooceraea biroi (clonal raider ant), 1671 nucleotides. It is a transcript of the gene Idi, whose product is annotated as Isopentenyl-diphosphate delta isomerase. Gene Ontology annotation, biological process: isoprenoid biosynthetic process; isopentenyl diphosphate biosynthetic process. Gene Ontology annotation, molecular function: isopentenyl-diphosphate delta-isomerase activity. The record is from RefSeq and is a predicted model, not a curated record. Lineage: Eukaryota; Metazoa; Arthropoda; Insecta; Hymenoptera; Formicidae. Gene Ontology annotation, cellular component: cytoplasm.
CUACUUACGAUCAUUCGCGUAAAUUACUCGAAUAAUUAAUAACGUAAACGCAGUGAAUUACACUAUGUGACAUUGCGAAAAAACCGCUCUUCUUGCCCUAGUUCAGAAGCGAAAAAGAACAAACCUAAGAAAUGAGGAGCAAAAGAGAGAGUUGCAUCGCGCGUACCGUGUCACGUCACGAGGUCGUGCCGUGCGUGUCUACCCGAUGACGCAAACAUGUCUCCGCACGCGAGUGAUUCGAAUAUUGCCUAUCGAUGUAACCCAUUUUACAUACGUCCCCUCGGGCGUGCCGAAACGGGCAAGCAACAAUCGCCUGACGUGGACGUCCGAUAAACGAUUAGACGAAAGUCGAACGACGUUUGUGUCGUUUCGUGACUCCGUGCAUGCUGAGCAGCGGUUUCUGUUCUGCACUGGUAUUUUUACGACUCUCCACGCUCCACGUGAAUUGUUAGUCAUCGCGUAACAGUGGUGGUGAAACCUUGCACAUUUUAUUACAAAACAAGUAGUUUAUAAUGAUACGAGGAGUGUGCAGAAAGCUAUGCAAUGUUGCACAGCGAGCAGUGAUGAUCAUGGAGAAGAGCUACGCGACGGCGCAGAUAGCACCGCUGCAGCAGGCAGCUUUGAAGGAGCGCUGCAUACUCGUGGACAAGCUGGACAGACCCAUCGGUGAGGCAACCAAGGAGUACUGUCAUGAGAUUGGUCCAGGAGGUAGUAUACCGCUUCACAGAGCGUUCAGUAUCUUCCUGUUCAACAGCAGAGGAGAGUUGCUGCUUCAGAAGCGGUCCAGUAAUAAAGUAACAUUUCCAGAUCAUUAUACAAACACGUGCUGCAGCCAUCCAUUGGCAGAAAUUCCCAGCGAGACGGAGGAAGAGAACGCCAUAGGUGUGCGCAGAGCAGCGAUAAGGAGACUCGGUUACGAACUCGGCAUACCCAGUGCCGACAUCAAGCCGUCAGAACUGUACUUUCUGACGAGGGUCCACUACGAGGCGCCCAGCGACGGUCGUUGGGGCGAACACGAGAUCGAUUACGUGUUCUUCGUGCAGAAGGACGUCCGAAUCAAUCCGAAUCCCGACGAGGUCAGCGAGAUUCGAUGGGUGUCCAGAUCGGAGAUCGAGAACUUCAUGAAGACCGUAGGCCCGCUGACGCCGUGGUUCCGUCUGAUCUUCCGGGACCAGCUGCUGCACUGGUGGGACAAUCUCUCCGACCUGCGCGAACUGCGAGAUCUCGAUAACAUCAAGAUGCUGUCGGAUUGAUUCGCGCGAACGCGCCGACCUAGCUAGCCGAAGCGAAACCCGACCGUACAAUAUGUAUAUUCGAUACAUAUUGUGCAAUAUGACUAUUUUACAGAGACGAAUCUCUUGAAUAAAAUUUGAAUUUGAAUAAAGGUUUUAGUCUAUCCUAAGCUGCAUAAAUAACGUUCACACAUAUACACGACACACGCACGCACGCAGAAAUAUGUUUUCGUGUACACCGAACUCUUUUUAUGCGAUUUAUUUUUACGCGAUCGCCUCUUGUGCGGAAUGUAUCUACCGCGUAAAGAGAGUCGAGUGUACAUGUACGUAUAUCAAGAAUUAUGAACAACACAUGCGUUUUCCGCAGUAUACGCGUUUUGUGAAGGAUCAAUGUGAUACAUGGUGAAUAUGGUAAAAUAAAUAUGUUACGUGCAAUUUA